Molecule: messenger RNA, 2347 nt
Organism: Ctenocephalides felis (cat flea)
Lineage: Eukaryota; Metazoa; Arthropoda; Insecta; Siphonaptera; Pulicidae
Gene: Cp110
Exons: 4
Coding region: 173-2347 (724 amino acids)
Biological process (GO): centriole replication; regulation of cytokinesis; centrosome duplication
Cellular component (GO): centriole
Source: RefSeq, a predicted model, not a curated record
UGUUUUUUGAGAUUAGACAAAGAUUUUGUUUUAAUAAGUGCGUUUGACGUACUAUAAGUGAACGAUGUACGAAUAACAAUUAAUGAAAUACUUGUGGUUAUAAUAAUAUAUUUCAAGAAGAGUUCAAGUUUUAUGUUGUCGUUACCGGAUUAAAAGAUCAUUUGCUCCAAAAAUGUCUAAAAAACAUCCGUCCACAAAUUAUACUUCAUGUUUUAAAAUUGAUGGAGUUCCAAUAUUACCUCCUCUGUUGACCCCUGAAAAAAGAAAGGAAAUGGCUUAUUACAAACAACUAGCUUUAGCAGUUGAAGAAAGAAUACGAUUACUGAAGGAAAAUAAAUCAGAAACACCAAGUCACAGCAAGCAACAAAUAGCUAAUACAAAUUUUUAUCAUUGUGGAGACUAUAACUAUGAAUUAGUUUAUGCUGAACCUUUAUCUUCUAAUACAACUACAGAUCAAAAUGUUUGCAAUAAAAAUAAGCAACUAGAUUAUACCUCUUCGUGUCCAAAUCAAAGUACUUAUGUAAAGGAUAAUUUGGAAGUUAAACAUUUUACUUCAGUACCUGUCUUAGUCAGAUCUAAUUCCUAUACACUUGAUGAACCAAGUCCUCUGUUGCAAGCCCAACUAGAGAAACAAGGAAUAUUUGAAAAUGGUAAAGGUAAUAAAUGGGUUACCAAAAAUAAUCAUAUGGGAGGAUGUGGUGAUAACAUUGGACAGACCAAAAUAGGUAUUAAAAGAAAACUGCCGAUGAAAUAUGCUGAUAAAAAAAAUUACAAUGGGUAUUCAAUUGUGCCCAAAACUGCUUAUGAAUCUGAUUUGAAUACAGAAUAUGUAUCUGAUCAAAGCUCUACUGAAUUUAUAUAUUCAUCUCAAACUAAACCCAUGAAUAGACAAUCUGGCAGCAUUUACAGUGUCUCCUCCAAUUCUGGCUCUUCAAACCCUAGCGAAGAAACUAAUGAUUUAGAAACUACAAUAGAAGCAAAUACUAUCGAAGCUGAAACAUUAAUGAGAGAUGAAUCAUAUCAAACAUCCCAUUGCAAUGAAUCUUAUAACGGAUCAGUUACAGAACAAAAUUUAUCUCAGAAAACUUCACGUCUAAGUGAAAUUAUAAUACCCUUAGAAGCCCAGAAAAGCAUUCAAAAUCUAAUAGAAACAAUUCAAAAUAAUCACACAGCACAAAUGCAGAAACUAAUAGAUCAGCAAAAAGUUGAUCAAGAAUUGUUAAAACAAGCUUUUGAAAAACACCAAGCAGUUCUUUUAAAUGAAAUACAUAAAUCGUAUUCAUUGCCUAAAUUUUGUAAUGCAAGUUCUGAAAAUUCUGAUCCUGAAAUAUCGCGUCUUCAAAAUAGAGAUAAUAAUGUUCAUGGUUUUGAAGAUAAAUGUUCUGAAAAUGGCAGUGAUUUUAUUAGGUCAUCUGAGGUUAUACUUUCUGAAUCCAAGGAUUUAUUAAAAUGUGCAAACUCUUCCAUUGGUUCUCAUGCGGAAUCCCGAUAUCCAAGUGCAAAACUUUCCCAAGAAUGUCUUUCUAGUAUCACAUCAAGUGUUGCACAUAACUUGAACAGUAAUGAUUUACAAGAAUUCACACCAAACUCCACUUUAGACGAUUCUGAACAAUAUUGUACACCAAUUGAUACUCCAAUUAAAUCAAAAUUAGAUGAUUAUAAAAAAUCAGUGCAAUGCUUUGAAGAUUUGAAAAUUGAAGACAUAAAUGAAGAAACUGGUGAUUAUGGUAAAAAGUUGGAUUGUGAUCUUCAAGACGGUUCUAGUCAAACAAAUAUUUCUGUGGAAACUUGCAACAGAACAAUUUCCUAUUGUACUAGUUUGCAUCGAGUGAAAGGUGAAGUGUUCCAUGAAGUAAAACAGGAACAGUUUGUUGAUCCAGAAAUGGAGAGGAAGGACCGCGCCUCGACGGUGAUUUGUGCGGCCGCCCGUUCGUUCCUCGUCCGCCGCCUGCUGAGGACGCAGAAAGUUUGUUCGAUAAAACGCGCCAUCAGGGAGACGCUGCUCUGCGCCUUGAAAUUGCACGGCGAAGGCGGAAUCAAGACAACCGAUGCCGAUUUGCAUCGCAGGCUCAUUCAACAGUUAAAUUCGGCAUGCCACGAGCUGCACGACAUCUUCUUCAAGACCACCGUAGCCGAACGAAUGCGUAUGAUUUCCUGCGAUAGGGACAUCAUGACUGGUUCCUACCGUCACCACCGGGCCGGGAGCACCAUGUCGAAUAACAGUGCCGACAAUCGUCACAGGAACUAUUCCCUGGAUUGUCGGCAGCACUCGAGACACACCAGCUCCAGGUCGCUGGAUAAGCAUAGUGAGGCCAAUUAUGGUGAGAUAAUAGAAUGUGAUAUUUGA